UAUCCAUUUUUUUACCCUUAUUUUCUUUAAUACACACUCUCUCUUUCCCUCCCUUUUCGUCUCUCUCACCUUGUGAUUGUUAUGAUUGCUGUGCGUUCCUCUGCCAGGGCCUGCAGGAAGAGUGAGUUAGUACUUGUCAGCGAGCGCAGGUAUGCACUGUGGACACCGGCUGCUGGGGCGAGGAGGAAGACGCUUGUGUGCAGGGGGGGCUGCAGAGCAAGGCUCCAGAUCAGCCACAAGAGGGAGGCGGCACGGUGAACAAGAACAAGGAGAAGAACCGGCCAGAAGAUUUUGAAGAGUCUCAGCUGAGUUAGAAAACAAAGACACUGAAGGAGAGGAGGAGAGGGAGAAGGUGGCGAGGGAAACCGGGAGGAACACAAGGCAGCAAUGGAUAGCAGAGUGGCUCAGCCUGACCCUGGGAUAGCUUGGAUUCACACACAGCUGCUGGCUGCCGGCCAGCACACACACUAGGCUGCUAACACCAAUGAGCUCCCAUGUGUUCGUUCAGCCAUGCUUCCUGGGUAUGGAUUCUCACCUUUUCCUGACUUCCAACCUCACCUUCACGCUUUUCGCUGCCGAGGAGAGAGUCCCAGCAUGUGGAUCCCUGGCUCGGGGGAAUCCCAGGCUCUGAGCGAGGCCCAGGAGGACAGGACUUUGCUCCACCCGUGCCGCCACAAGCAUGUAGCAGUGUGCCAGCAGGAGACAUUGGCCUUUAUUGAGCUACAACCACCAGUGACUCCUAAACUAAACUGUCUUGGUUCUCCGAGGCCCCCUGCUAUUCCAGAGGCACAAUGCACUACACACACCCGGCCACUGAAUGGUUUCAGACACACACUGAAUGAACUGAAUGACAUGCAAAACCGCUGCCACAGGACAGACAAUGAGCAGGAAACAAUGCUGAAUUUGAACUGUCACACAUCUGCAGGUGACUGUGAGUUUGAAUGUCUGAAUGGCAUCAGGACUUCUUUGCAGGAGCAGACAGAAAAGCCUCAUUCUGUCACAACAGUAUGUCGUCCUCUCCACGCAGCUCUUAGCCUCGAUCUGCCUUUCCCUUUGUCCUCUCUUUACACUAACACAGACCCCUGGGAAUCUCCUUGCUCUUCAUCCUUACCUGAGGGUCCGGAGUGUCGAAGCCCAGGCUCCUGCCAGCCUCAGAGGAGGACGUCCCAGGGUUCACUGAAGGAGAAGUCUAUGCGGAGAAAGAUGCAGAUUUAUUCCCCAGACAGCCCGAGCGAUGAAUCCCUCAGCAGCCCGAUCCUGGACGCAGACUACCUCUUCCCAGGACCCUUUGCUUCUUUCCUUGAGGAGGACCUCAGUGGAUUAUCUUCCCUGGAGGCCAUUUCAAGCCCCUCCUCUGUAGACGGCUUCUCAGAUCUCCCAAACCUCAGUGAGGAGGAUAUUUUUAAUCUACCUGAAGAACCCCUACACAUAAUAGAGGACUCACUGCCGGGGCUGGGGGACGACAGCGGGGGUGUAGAGACGUCCAGUGCCACAGGGGGGAGCUUUUUGUCCCGCAGCCGUCAGGGGGAUCAGGAGCGACGGCGCUUCUCGGCCUCAGAGCUGAUCUCUAGACUGCAGCUGUCUCAGAGGAAGAGCUCCUUCACACUGAAGCUGGGGAAAUCUCUGUCAGCUCGAGUGGCCUCCAGAGACCGACAGAGCACCAUCAGCCUCGGGCCCAACGCUGACUGUGAGUCCAGAACAGGUCCAACAUCACGGUCCAUUUCAAUCAGAGAUAAGUCCAGCUCGAGGCACCGCAGCUCCGGAGGCUCCAGUGACAGCGCCCCCCACAGUCCUGUAGGACCCCCACCCGCUCUGUCAGGCAGCGACAAUGGCAUGCAUAGGUGGAGCACCAAACUCGGAAUGCGAAAGAAAUCCCUGGAGGAAGACUGCACACUUCCAAUCGUCACCAGUGUUAAUCGCUUAUCACGGUUUUUGCCUAGCUCGAUCCUGUACCAGGAAUACAGCGACGUGGCCAUCAACAGAGAGAUCCAGAGGCAGCAGGGGAAGGAGCCUGGCCCAGAGGAGGAGGGUCUCAGGGACGAGGGGUCAGACGGGACCCCCUCUCCGUCCAAUCUGUCCCCGUCCAGCUCCUUCCGCUCCUCACAAGGCUCUGCCUUUGCACUUUGGCAGGACAUCCCCGAUGUUCGCUCCAGCGGCCAGCUCGACAACUUCAGCAACGAGGAGCGGAAAUUACAGGAAGCCAAGUUUGAGCUGGUGACAUCAGAGGCGUCGUAUAUUCGCAGUUUGACCAUUGCAGUGGACCACUUCAUGUUGUCGCAGGAGCUCGCAGAGUGUAUCGGGACUCAGAACAAGCAGUGGCUCUUCUCGAAGCUGCCUGAAGUCAAAGGCGUCAGUGAGAGGUUUCUUCAGGACCUGGAGCACAGGCUGGAGGAAGACAUUCUGCGUUUCGAUGUGUGCGACAUCGUCCUGGAUCACUGCCCGGCCCUGCGGAGGGUUUAUUUACCUUAUGUGACCAACCAGGCGUACCAGGAGCAGACGUACCAGCGUCUGCUGCACGAGAACCCUCGCUUCCCCGGGAUCCUGGCUCGUCUGGAGGAGGACCCCGUCUGUCAGAGACUUCCUCUCACCUCUUUUCUGAUCCUCCCGUUUCAGAGGAUCACACGGCUGAAAAUGCUGGUGGAGAACAUCUUAAAGAGGACGACACCGGGCUCCCGAGAUGAGGACACUGCCACGAAAGCUUUCAAUGAGCUAAAAAAGAUCAUCAAAGAAUGUAACUCCAGCGUGCAGUCGAUGAAGAGGAUGGAGGAACUGAUUCACCUCAAUAAGAAAAUCAACUUUGAGGGAAAGAUCUUCCCUCUGAUCUCUCAGUCCCGCUGGCUGGUGAAACACGGAGAGCUGCUGGAGGUGGACACGCAGAUGAUGAGUAUUUCUGGAUCAAAGCUGAAGUUGCCCACCAAGCCGGUGUACCUCCACCUGUUCAAUGACUGUCUGCUGCUGUCCAGGAGGAAGGACACGUGGAAGUUCAUGGUGUUUGUCUACGCUAAGAUAGGAGAGCUGAAAGUGAAGGAUCUCAGUCAGAAGCUGCAGGGCAUCUCAGGCUUCAUCUUCCACCUGCAGCUGUGUGAACGCCAGCAGCUCAAACACCAGAUCCUGCUCAAGUCCAACACGGAGAGCGGGAAGCAGAGAUGGAUCACAGCCAUGUUUCCAUUUGAUCCGCUGGAAGACAUCGGGCACGCCACUGAGAAUGACGAUAUAGCCCAGGUUCAGUGCAUCAAAAGCUAUCAGGCCCAGGAGCACGACGAGCUAACCCUGGAGAAGGCCGACAUUCUUCACGCUAAGACCAUUACAAGUGAUGGCUGGGUGGAGGGCAUCAGACUGUCUGACGGGGAGCGGGGCUGGUUCCCCAAAACCUACGUGGAGGAAAUCACGAGUCGCAGCGCUCGCCUCCGCAACCUCCGGGAAAAUAUCCGCAUUAAAUGUGUCACGCAGAAACUGAAGGGGGGCGACUGACUGCAGCUUGCCGAAGGUGCAUUUCACCUGCUGAGUUGCACUUAAAGUUACACAAAACUCCAAAUGCUUUCUCCUCAAGUCCUACACUUUGGGCUUAAUUUAUCCUUAGCUAAGGGACUUGCUUAAGAGUGGUGCACAGAAUCUUAAAGGUUUUCUUAAGGCAUUUUUUGCAUGAAAAGAGAUUUUACCAUAAUGAAAGACUUAUAAUUAGUGAUAUCUGCAUCUUCUCACCAAUUUGGCCUCUUGAUUGUGUUUUUUACUGUUGCUCAAGAAAAAAAGAAGACGAGAGAUCCAAAUUAGUCAGAGAAGUAAAACAUUACACUUAUGGAGGAAUACAAAGAACUGUAAACAACAAAUGUGGGAGGAAGUAGUGGAUGGAUGUGGGACCGAAAAUAUGUUGAGUACGCAGGUGCUUAACCCUCCAACACUUUUUACCUUGUGAGAACAUUUUCGCAUGCUGGAUGAAAGUGGAAAUUAAAAAGCUUUUGAUGCCCUUGUCCAUUUUUAGAUGAAAAGGUUUUUAUACAAUGACUUUGUAGACAAACGUUUCCACCUGGACAGUUCUAACAUUUUUGCCACUCAAUCACUUUAUGACUGUUUUCUAUGAAUGCACCCAUCACCAUUUCAAAAGCCUGAGAAACAUGCACAUUUACAGCACAGGAAAUACAUGUUAUCAUUCCUUGGUUGAUGUCAGAGUUAGUUUUUAUCCUGUCAUGUCUCAUAUGGACAGAUUCCCUUUAAGCAGUCCACGUAUUCAACAAACAUGUGCCCUAGUUACUGAAAUAAAUAAAAGCCUGGUGCAACAGUUUAUUAAUUCCACGUGUUAAAUGUUGGACUGUUAAAACAUGUUUUCCCCUUAUUAAGAGAGCGACUCUCUCCCCUUAGGCACUGUCAAUGUCUGUCUGUAGUAACUGUUUUGCAUGACUGCAUGAACUCUGAUGGUUGUCUAAUAAGGCAGCUGCAGAAUGAUGGUUUAUUUUAAAUUUUCUAAUGAUUUCACAAUUCUUUGAAACACAAAUGAAGGACAGACUUUCCUCUAAACAAGCCUGCACCACACAACUUCUGUUGUUCCUAAUCUGACUAAAGGAUUACACUGUCUAUAUUCUGUAUUUGUAUUAUUAUCAAGAAAUCCCACGAACAGAUCGAAAGAACAACAAUGUACUUAUCUUUCUGACAAGUAUUAUUAGUGUGGCUACUUCCUGAUAUCUUCCUGUGUGCCAUAAAGCUCCAUAGUUUUCCAAAAACUAUUAGAAACACAAACUUGAUCACACUAAUACAGUAUGUGACAUCAUUACCAUGAACACACACACUGGAAUGUACCCCAAAUGUCACUGUAUUCCUCCACCGCUAGAAAUAGUCCAUAACUAAUGCACUACUUACUUUAGUUUCAGUAAAAUGUGCUGAAAACUAGAGUGACCAGCUGUUUAAGUGAAUAAUUAAGCCUUUGUAAUAUUGAAAUUAUAUAUAGAGUGGUGCAAGAAAACGAGUUAGCAUUUUAGCACUUGGGGGUUUCCUCAUCUCUCUAUUUUAUUUUCAAUAAAACUUUAAUAAUUUAAUUUAACAAAACUCCUGUUGUUGUACGACAUAAAAUAUAUCAGUAAAAACCCAAACCAUGGAUGUCUGAUGUGGUGUCGUAAAAGCCGCGGCUGCUAACAAGUGGCUAAGUGAGACUAAAUCUCAUCAUGCUAACCAUUAGCUGCCUUUAGCUUAGCCGUGGGAACAUCAAGUCAUGCAUCCGUGAUUUAGCUCGUUUAUAGCAUAACUUUAGCUAUUUACUUCUGAAGAUUGCAUUUACGCUACAAUAUUUUUUUUUUUAAAAGAAGGAAAAAAAGGUAGUCGAGAAAGCCCCUGAGAAGCCCACUUGUGUUUCUGUCUCAUUUUAAAGAAUUCGGUCACCAGUAGGAACUGGUUUGGCUCGGAGCUGAAGGCCACAGACAGUUAACAGAGGCUUGGUGUUUUGUUUUAUUUCAUGGUAUUUGUUGACAGUCAAAAAAUACAACUAAAUGUCUGGAAAUUGACACCUACUGAUAUCACCUCUUGACGACACCAUUGUUGUGGUGAAAGUAAAACAUUGUGCUUCCUGUUUACUACUUUUAAGCUUUAGCCCCAGUUGAAUAAAAGCUAGACUAUGUCGUGUUAUGCUAAUCAUACAGGGCCAAGUAAUACUGUCAUACACGAAGCACUGAAUGACAUUUCGGUCUAAAUCGGUCCCCUUAUACGUGUACAAAUGACCAAAAGCGCAGUGUAACUGAGCUGUGACCUGCUGUUAAUGAACCACUAUAAUCAACUCUUCCAGUGGCACAUUAAAUGUUUAUAACCCCUUUAUAUUUCUCUAUAUGCGUUGUUAGUUGUAAUUUAAGUGGUUGCUGUUGCAGCAUGUGUAUUUAUACUCCUCUAGCUGGUUGUUCUCUAAGGAGAUUCUGAUGUAAAUGUACUUUACUGUAGAUGGCUUCAUGUGUAAAGAGUAGAAAAUGGUUCAGUUACUAUUUUGACUGUAAUUUAUAUGAACAAAAAUGUAAUACAUUUUAUAAUUACAUUCCACUACUAUAAACUUUUUUUUAUAAUUUUCAUUUCUAAUACCACAUUAUAAAUACUGUAAUACACUGGAUGUUUACUGGAUCUCUGCACACUACUGUAAAUGUUUAACCAUGGAAAUAAAUACAGAUUCUUUCAUUUUAUGUGUUGAAUAAAUGACUUUCAAAACUUAAA
Messenger RNA from Gymnodraco acuticeps, 6180 nucleotides. RefSeq names its product Rho guanine nucleotide exchange factor (GEF) 19 (gene arhgef19). Gene Ontology annotation, biological process: activation of GTPase activity; regulation of actin cytoskeleton organization. NCBI's taxonomy places the organism in Eukaryota, Metazoa, Chordata, Actinopteri, Perciformes, Bathydraconidae. The coding region runs from base 511 to 3471 and encodes 986 amino acids. Gene Ontology annotation, molecular function: guanyl-nucleotide exchange factor activity; protein binding. The transcript has 17 exons. The record is from RefSeq and is a predicted model, not a curated record.